Python bivittatus (Burmese python) is the source of this 897-nucleotide messenger RNA. The record is from RefSeq and is a predicted model, not a curated record. Lineage: Eukaryota; Metazoa; Chordata; Lepidosauria; Squamata; Pythonidae.
CCUUGCUCUUAAAAGGUCUCCUUGGACUUCCUUUGCUCUCAAGAUCUUGAGAACCAAAGGGCGACCUUCUUGUUCCAGACCUAUGGCGGGAAGAACAUGAAACGCGUGGGCACCAUCCUGCAACAAGGGGUGCUGAUUCUCCUGCUCUGCUGCUUCCCGUGCUGGGCGUUUUUUAUCAACACCGAACAGCUCCUCUUGCUGAUCCGGCAGGAUCCGGAAGUCUCCAGACUCACUCAGGUUUAUGUCAUGAUCUUUAUUCCGGCACUUCCCGCAUCCUUUAUUUAUCAGAUCCAGAUGCGGUAUUUGCAAAACCAGAGGAUCAUCUGGCCAGAGGUUUUUUGUGGCAUUGCUGCAAACAUUGUCAACGUCCUUGCGAAUUAUAUCUUCCUCUACCAAUUUCACAUGGGAGUUAGAGGCUCUGCGUGGGCCAACACCAUCGCGCAGUAUUCUCAAGCCAUCACUCUCUUCUUGUAUAUCAAGUGGAAAAAGCUUCACGUGGAAACCUGGGGAGGUUGGUCCAUGGAAUGCCUGCAGGAAUGGGGUCUCUUUAUGUCGCUGGCGAUUCCCAGUAUGCUGAUGACGUGCAUUGAAUGGUGGACCUUUGAAAUUGGAAGCUUUCUGAUAGGACUCCUAAGUGUGCUGGAUCUGUCUGCCCAGUCCAUCAUUUAUGAAAUUGCCACAGUUGCUUAUAUGAUUCCUUUUGGGAUCGGGACCUCCGUCAGCGUCCGAGUGGGCAAUGCCUUAGGGGCCGGGAAAGUGGAAGAAGCCCGAAAGUCAUCUAUGGUUGCCAUUUUGUGCACAGUGGGUUUCUUCCUCCUAAUGUGUGCCGUGAUGACAGCCUCGAAAGAUGUUUUGGCAUACAUUUUUACCAGUGACAAGGAGGUGGUUGACCUCGUG